Caenorhabditis briggsae is the source of this 948-nucleotide messenger RNA. The record is from RefSeq and is a predicted model, not a curated record. NCBI's taxonomy places the organism in Eukaryota, Metazoa, Nematoda, Chromadorea, Rhabditida, Rhabditidae. The coding region runs from base 1 to 948 and encodes 315 amino acids. Gene Ontology annotation, biological process: embryo development. The transcript has 3 exons.
AUGUCCACCUGCCAUUUAGAAUCACUUCCAUUUGUUCCACUUUGUCGCCUUCUUAAAGCAAUGAGCAUUUACAAUCUAGUCCAACUAUCUAGAACUGGUAAACUCUGGAAAGAAGAAAUUCAGAAAAUGCGAGUAAUCCAAUCGGGUGGAUACAAAAUUUGCAUCGAUGAAAUCGGUUCGAGUAUUGAGAUGUCGAAGCAAGACUGCAAAUUCUAUUGGAAUCGAAAGGAAAAAUCGAAACUUUUGGGAUAUGUUCUUGGAUGUUACCGAUAUUUGAGUACGAUAUUUCCCGGAGGAAUCAAUCAUCUCAAAAUCUGUCCAACUCAUAUUUCGGAUUUCGAAAAAAUUCCCAAUGAAUGUCAAGUACUUUCUAUAGGUAUAAAUUCGGAAAUAUACAUGGAAUGGGAUCUGGAAUCUCUUGAAAGUUUCUCGAAUCUCGAUAUUCUUCUGAAUCAUGUAAACUUCCAAAAGGGACUCUCGCUCAAUGGACCGAAGCUUUUGAUUCCUGAAAACUCAAAAAUGCUAGAAAUCGAUUGGUUGAAGGUUGAGAAUUCAGGAUCUUUUACAUCUUCUAUUCUGAGGAAAUUGAGAAAUAAGAUUGCUAACUUAUCUGAAGUUCAACUCAAUGAAACAGAAGUAAAUGGAUAUCUUUGGGACCUGAAACAGGGAAAUGGAAACGAAAAAUUACAAAUUAUGACGAUUCAAAAAGAAAAUGGAAAAUGGAAUGAAGAAGAAGUGAUAGAAGGAUUGAAUACAUAUCGAGUGGGAAAACAGAUUUAUUAUUUGGAAAACUACGACCCGCUCAUCGAAUCCGAAGACUUCCUGCCCUAUCACUCUGAAAACAGAAUCUGCAUCUCCGAUUCUUAUGAAUUUAGAAGAGCCGACGGAAUCAGAUGCACAAUCGAAAUCCGAUACUCAACGAUUCAAAUUUUUGUUUGUAAUCAGUAA